AUGACCAACGCAACGACAGUGACGCUCCAGUCGGGCUCAACGAUGCCCCUCACAGGCCUGGGCUUGUGGAAGGUACCCCGCGACGUGGCUGCCGACCAGGUGUAUUCUGCCAUCGCGGCGGGCUACCGCCUCCUGGACGGGGCGGCCGACUACGCCAACGAGCGCGAGUGUGGGGCUGGCGUCGCGCGUGCUAUCGGACAAGGCCUCGUGACUAGGGAAGAGCUGUUCAUCGUCUCCAAGCUGUGGAAUACCAACCACGCCGCUAAACAUGUCGAGCCGGCGUGUCGCAAGUCGCUGGCCGAUUGGGGAUUGGACUACUUUGACCUGUACCUCAUCCACAUGCCUAUCCCUCUUGCAUAUGUCGACCCAGCGGUGCGCGAGCACCCCGGUUGGACGAAUGACAAAGGCGAGACGCAGACGGAGCGCUCGCCAAUCCACGCGACGUGGGGUGCAAUGGAAACUUGCCAUGCCAAGGGACUCGCGCGUAAUAUCGGCGUGUCCAACUUUUGCUCGGCCCUCAUUGUCGACCUCAUGUGCUAUGCCAAUGUUCAUCCCCAGGUCCUCCAAAUCGAGAUGCACCCGUACUUUGUGCAGCAGGGUAUGAUUGAUGUGUGCAAAGCCUACGGGAUCCACCUCAUGGCGUAUAGCAGCUUCGGGCCAGCGUCGUGGGUCGAGCUCGACCACCCGGCCACCAAGACCCUCCCCUCCCUCCUCACCCUCGAGGCCAUUACGGCUAUGGCCAAGACUCACAACGCCACGCCUGCGCAGGUGCUGCUCCGCUGGGCAACACAGCGCGGCAUCACUGUCAUUCCCAAGAGCUCCAACCCAGCCCGCCUGAAGGAGAACCUGGCCAACACAGACCUCACCCUCUCCGACGACGAGAUGAGCACGAUCACGGGGCUUGACAAGAACUUCCGUAUCGCGGCCGGCGGCGACCCGCGUAUCAAUAUUUGGGCUUAG
This is a messenger RNA of Cutaneotrichosporon cavernicola, 960 nucleotides long. RefSeq lists its product as uncharacterized. Gene Ontology annotation, molecular function: aldose reductase (NADPH) activity. The record is from RefSeq and is a predicted model, not a curated record. The transcript has 3 exons. Gene Ontology annotation, cellular component: cytosol. Bases 1 to 960 code for a protein of 319 amino acids. Lineage: Eukaryota; Fungi; Basidiomycota; Tremellomycetes; Trichosporonales; Trichosporonaceae.